Molecule: messenger RNA, 376 nt
Organism: Prorocentrum cordatum
Lineage: Eukaryota; Dinophyceae; Prorocentrales; Prorocentraceae
Source: the annotation of a GenBank genome assembly
GAGCAGGGCGCGCGACCUGACGCAGGCGGAGAUCGAGAGCCGCCUCGAGUUCGCCCACAAGAUGGAGAAGUUCUACGAGGACAAGGCCCGGAGGGAGGUCGAGAACGGGAUGGAUAUGGACAACGUCCAGGAGCUGCUGGCCGAGGGGGUCCUGUCCGAAGCGCAGGUGAAGGGCAUGGCCGCCCGGCGCAAGAUGCACCAGAAAGAGCAGGAGCCGAGUGACUUCGAGGGCGUCGCCGCCGCCGCGGGCUACGUGACCACCGAACAGAUGAUCGAGGAACACCUGGACGACAAGUGGGCCGUCAAGAGCGGCGCCCUGAGCGCGGUGGCGGACUGUCGGAUCUCUUCGGCACGCACGCCUUGCAGGCGAAGAUAA